CCCCUCAACGUCUCUCUAAACCCUAAUUCAUUUCGUUCUCCUCCUCCGCCCCCACUCGAACACCACGACGAAUACGACGACGACGACGGAGUCGAAUCCCCCUCGUCCUCGCAUUCCUAUUGGCGGAGUUCUUGGUCCCGUUAUUGUGAACUGAGAACAUUGGAUUCAAACAUGGAAACGGCUUCGCAAGAUGCUCCACCUCGCACAUUCUCAAUCAAACUGUGGCCUCCCAGUGAGAGCACAAGACUGAUGCUUGUGGAGAAGAUGACUAUAAACCUCUCAACCGAAUCGAUAUUUUCUAAAAAAUAUGGUCUUCUAAGCAAAGAAGAGGCAAGUGAAAAUGCUAAGCGAAUUGAAGAAGUAUGCUUUGCUUCUGCAAAUGAACAUUUUAUGAAAGAGCCUGAUGGUGAUGGGAGCUCAGCCGUCCAGCUGUAUGCAAAAGAAACCAGCAAGCUCAUGCUUGAAGUACUGAAAAGAGGCCCAAGGCUUAAAGAGGAAGCAGUUGCAGAAGCUGAUUUUGCAGAAAAGCCCCCCACUCUGGCUAAAACUACUUUUGACAUAUCUGGUGGUCGUCGGGCGUUUAUUGAUGCUGAGGAAGCAAGGGAGCUUCUAAGCCCAUUGACUGAACAAGGCAACUCGUACACUAAGAUUUGCUUCAGUAAUAGGAGCUUUGGUAUUGAUGCAGCCCGUGUGGCUGAACCCAUCCUUGCAUCAAUUAAAAACCAGCUUAUUGAAGUAGACCUUUCCGAUUUUAUUGCGGGGAGGCCCGAGGACGAAGCCCUAGAUGUCAUGCGGAUAUUCUCAUCGGCUUUGGAAGGCUGUAAAUUGAAGUACUUGAACCUCUCCGACAACGCAUUAGGAGAGAAGGGUGUGCGGGCGUUUGAAGGACUAUUGAGAUCACAGGACAGCUUGGAAGAGCUUUAUCUGAUGAACGAUGGCAUAUCCGAGGAGGCUGCGAAAGCUCUUGCCGAGCUUAUCCCAUCAACUGAGAAGCUUAAAAUCCUCCAUUUCCACAACAAUAUGACGGGAGAUGAGGGUGCUGUUGCAAUUUCUGAAGUGCUUAUGCGCUCUCCUCUACUAGAGAACUUCAGGUGCUCGUCCACUAGGGUAGGCUCAGAUGGUGGGAUUGCUUUGGCUGAAGCUUUGGAAACGUGUACGAAUUUGAAGAAGCUUGAUCUGCGUGACAACAUAUUCGGUGUGGAGGCCGGAAUAGCGCUUUCUAAAACUCUCGAAAAGCUUAGUGGGAUCACUGAGAUUUAUCUCAGCUAUCUCAAUCUUGAAGAUGACGGGACCAUAGCAAUUGCCAAUGUACUAAAGCAAUCUGCUCCGGCCCUCGAAGUCCUGGAGAUCGGUGGAAAUGAUAUCACCGCUGAAGCUGCCCCAGCAUUGGCGGAGUGUGUGGCCACAAAGAGUUUCCUAAAGAAGCUGAGCUUGUGCGAGAAUGAACUAAAGGACAGCGGUGCGAUUAUAAUUGGUAAAGCAUUGGAGAGUAAUGCGCAACUCAAGGAGCUUGACAUGAGCGCAAAUAUGAUAAGGAGGGCCGGGGCACGGUGUUUGGCCCAGGCGGUCGCGAAUAAGCCCGCGUUUGUUCUUUUGAAUAUUGAUGGAAAUGCCAUCUCCGACGAAGGAAUAGAUGAAGUAAAGGAGAUUCUGAAGGCGGGGAAGAACUCUGUGGAUGUUCUCGGGCCGUUGGACGAGAAUGAUGCUGAAGGGGAGGGCGAGGAGGGGGAAGAGGAGGAAGAAGGGGAUGAGAGCGAAUUGGAGUCGAAACUUGAGCAUCUCAAGGUUGAAGAGGACUAAUGGACUAAUUGCGAGUCGAGUUCUUGUUUGUUUUUCUCUUUCUCAAGUUCACAUGAUUUGUACUCGAACUCAUUGUAGAAUUUUAUCUUUUAUAUCUGAUUAACUGCACCGCCGCACUUUCUGGCUCUGUUAUUUGUUGAGCUGAGUCGAGCUCUUUGGUGUAGCUUUGGCAACCUAUGCUUGUACUAUCAGUAUCUUUGCUUCUAAUAGUUAGCUAGUUGGGACUGAUGCAUCGAA
This is a messenger RNA of Ananas comosus (pineapple), 2037 nucleotides long. Its product is annotated as RAN GTPase-activating protein 2-like. The transcript has 2 exons. Gene Ontology annotation, molecular function: GTPase activator activity; protein binding. The record is from RefSeq and is a predicted model, not a curated record. Bases 172 to 1800 code for a protein of 542 amino acids. Lineage: Eukaryota; Viridiplantae; Streptophyta; Magnoliopsida; Poales; Bromeliaceae.